UACAACCAAAUCCGCGGCUGCGGAUGACGAUUAUAUACACUAUAACACGCUUUCACAAUUCAGAUUCUCUCUCUCCUGCGCUCUGAGACCUCUGCCUCUUUCGAUUGUUUCAACUUUCAAGCAGGAAAAAUGAUUAAGCUAUUUAAAGUGAAGGAAAAGCAGAGGGAAAUUGCGGAAAAUGCCAAUGGAAAAGCACCUGUCAAGAAGCAGAGUGCGGGAGAAUUACGACUUCAUAAAGAUAUCAGUGAACUGAAUCUACCCAAAACUUGUUGCAUAUCAUUUCCCAAUGGCAAGGAUGACCUGAUGAGCUUUGAGGUUACCAUUCGGCCUGAUGAAGGAUACUAUUUAGGUGGUACAUUCGUGUUCUCUUUCCAAGUUUCUCCCAUCUAUCCUCACGAGGCACCAAAAGUCAAGUGCAAGACAAAGGUCUACCAUCCUAACAUUGACUUGGAAGGAAACGUCUGCCUCAACAUCCUAAGAGAGGACUGGAAACCUGUUCUUAAUAUAAACACUAUAAUUUAUGGAUUGUUUCAUCUUUUCACGCAACCCAAUUACGAAGAUCCGCUCAAUCAUGAUGCUGCUGCUGUGUUGAGGGAUAACCCAAAGAUGUUUGAAUCGAAUGUGAGAAGGGCGAUGGCUGGUGGGUAUGUGGGGCAGACCUUCUUCCCACGGUGCAUGUAGCAGCUGCCUGCAUUUCCAAGCACCAAAUUCUGGUUGGAAGGCUAAAGGGCCUGUAAAUUUGGUCUCGGGCAUCCUUUCCAGUGCGCAACUGUGGUUCUUCACAACCAUACAAGUGGCACUGGACUAUGUUUGUACGCUGGUGUAACGUUGUCAUGUGUUUGCAAUAUCAUCUGGGACUUUUUUCCUUUUUAUUCUGAUGUGGAACAAUUGAGGAUCUUGUCUAUGUAUUUAUUUAUUUAAUUUACCUUUUUUUUUUAUCCUUUUCUGUUUUUGGGGAGGGACUUACCUUUCAUCCUCCCGCAUGGGAAAUUAUAUUCUGGGCUGGUUAUCUUGCCUGCAAUGCUGAACCUAGGCAUUGUGGUUUGGCAUUUGUGCUGGUUGAAAUGAAAAUUUGGAAUAUUGGAUUUUAA
Molecule: messenger RNA, 1091 nt
Organism: Vitis riparia (riverbank grape)
Lineage: Eukaryota; Viridiplantae; Streptophyta; Magnoliopsida; Vitales; Vitaceae
Product: NEDD8-conjugating enzyme Ubc12
Exons: 6
Coding region: 130-681 (183 amino acids)
Biological process (GO): protein neddylation
Cellular component (GO): nucleus
Molecular function (GO): NEDD8 transferase activity
Source: RefSeq, a predicted model, not a curated record